This is a messenger RNA of Lucilia sericata (common green bottle fly), 2046 nucleotides long. It is a transcript of the gene Ir68a, whose product is annotated as glutamate receptor ionotropic, delta-1. The record is from RefSeq and is a predicted model, not a curated record. Gene Ontology annotation, molecular function: glutamate-gated receptor activity. Gene Ontology annotation, cellular component: membrane. Lineage: Eukaryota; Metazoa; Arthropoda; Insecta; Diptera; Calliphoridae.
AUGUUUAGGAAAAACUUCAGUUUUAAAGCAGAACAUUUUUCAAAUUCUCAACAAGAAAAUUUCCUACGCACUCUUUUAUCGGAGAUAUUGUUAAAAGCUCAGGUGGAACGCUGUUAUGUUAUUAUAUCCGAUGAGUGGUAUAGCACCAUUUACGAUCACAAUUUCUUUAAAUAUUCUCGCAAUCCGGACGAAUUUUACUUACGUAUUAAAGACACGGAGGAUUUAAAGGCACCCAACUAUAAUACCGUAAGAGUGCUGAAACAGAUAAGGGCCUUCAAUUGUGAUUUACAUUUUAUUACUUUACUAAAUGGCAUACAAGUUAAACGUCUAUUGCUAUUUCUGGAAAACUAUCGUAUUCUGAAUACUAAACGAAGAUUUGUAUUUAUACACGAUGAUCGUUUAUUUGAAGAUGAUAUGUAUCGUGUUUGGAGUAAUAUGAUUUUUUCGUUAUUCAUAAAACCUCAGGAGGAUGGAGAAAGUUUUAUGAUUUCAAAUAUUGCUUUUCCUAAUAUUUUACUGAAUGGAGCUAUAAUUCCGAAACAAAUUUUUGUGUGGUUUAAGGGGAAGUCUCUAAAGAAAGUUAAGUUAUUUGCCAAUACACCAGGCAAUUACAAGGUUUAAAAUUUACCAGUGGCUGUGUUCGAGCACAUACCCAUGAUAACAUUUAACAGCAACAAUAACUCAGAUACUAAAUAUAAAGGUGUUGAGAUUGAAAUUGUUACAGCACUCGGUAAAGCUAUGAAAUUCAGGCCAUCGUUUUAUGAAAGCCCAAAUAGCCAGCAAGAACGCUGGGGAAGACAAUUAGCAAAUGGCACAUAUACAGGAUUAAUAGGACAAUUGAGUUCGAAUUCCGCCAUAAUUGCUAUUGGGGAUCUACAUAUUUUCAAUGCCUUCAGCUCUAUCAUUGACUUUAGCAAUCCCCACAGCUAUGAAUGUUUAACAUUUUUAACACCCGAAUCUUCACAGGAUAAUUCAUGGAGAACUUUUAUACAACCAUUUAGUGGCAGUAUGUGGGCUGGUGUUCUACUAUCUCUAUUUCUAGUGGGAACACUUUUUUACAUUUUAUCCUUUCUACAUGCUUUACUGAUGCGCAAGAAAUCAUCACGCUUUGGCUCUAGAAGGUUUUUUAAACUAUUUCGUCGGCGUAAAAGUGAAGGACGCAUAACGAUAAAUAAUUUUCGUGAUGUACGAUUUCGCAGUUAUCUUAAUCAAAUGGCGGUGUUGGUAAAAUCUGAAGAUUUAUUUGAUAAUUUCGAAAAUUGUAUACUCUUAACGUAUUCGAUGUUAAUGUAUGUCUCACUGCCACGAAUGCCGCGUAAUUGGCCUUUACGUGUUUUGACUGGUUGGUAUUGGUUAUAUUGCAUUUUGAUAACUGUAAGCUAUAGGGCUAGUUUUACCGCAAUAUUGGCUAAUCCGGCACCACGUAUAACUAUAGACUCUUUAGAGGAAUUAAUGCAAAGUCGUUUGACAUUAACGGUGGGUUCUAUGGAAAAUAAAAAACUAUUCGAUCAUGCAUUUGAUGAGAUUCUAAAGCAAUUGGGCACAAAAACGGUGGUAGUAAAUGAUAUCAGUGAUAUAACCACCAAAAUAGCUAAAGGAGGUUAUGCCUAUUAUGAUAAUCAUUAUUUUCUAAAGCAUUUACGUUUAGAGGAGGCCUCAUCCCAUAAAGAAGGUGACGUUUUACACAUUAUGCGCGAUUGUGUGGUAAAAAUGCCUGUAGCUUUGGGUUUAAACCGUAAUUCUCCUUUAAAACCUUCUAUUGAUAAAUACUUACAACGUUUAAUGGAAUCGGGCUUAUUGGCUAAAUGGCUUCAGGAUACCGUUCAGCAUUUUUCAACUGAAGAUGUAAUGCCGCCAGAGGCUUUAAUUGAUUUGCGUAAAUUUUGGGGUUCAUUUGUUCCACUGGCAGUUGGUUAUUUUUGCAGUUUUAUAGCGGUAUUAUUUGAGCACUGGCAUUUUCGUUAUGUGAUUUGUAAGCAUCCUCUUUAUGAAAGAUGCAACCCAAAAUUAUAUUACAAUUUUAAGAGGAAAUAUCCCGAUAAUUAA